Botrytis fragariae is the source of this 1323-nucleotide messenger RNA. Its product is annotated as putative aureobasidin resistance protein aur1 protein. NCBI's taxonomy places the organism in Eukaryota, Fungi, Ascomycota, Leotiomycetes, Helotiales, Sclerotiniaceae. The record is from RefSeq and is a predicted model, not a curated record. Gene Ontology annotation, cellular component: inositol phosphoceramide synthase complex. Gene Ontology annotation, molecular function: inositol phosphoceramide synthase activity. The transcript is spliced from 2 exons. The coding region runs from base 1 to 1323 and encodes 440 amino acids. Gene Ontology annotation, biological process: sphingolipid biosynthetic process; inositol phosphoceramide metabolic process.
AUGCCGGAAACAAAUUAUUACUCUUCGACAACUUCACCAACAUUUACAAAAUCCAAGAUGCCUUUCUCGUGGCCGUCGAUACCAAAUCCUAUACCUCGUAGAAUGAGAAGGAAGCUGAGGUCCAAGUUUCGUUCAAAUUUACCUCCGGCUUCAUCAAUAGCUUCAAUUGAGACGUCUUUCGAUCCAAAGGAUACAUUGCGAGCUCUAAGGUCACAUAGAUGGUCGGUUUAUGACGGUCAAUAUUUGAUCUUGAUCAUCAUCGCAAUAUUCUCGCUUUCAAUCAGUCAGGCUCCUGGGCCUCUCAUGAAGACUGGAGCUGCUACUCUUUUAAUGCUUGCGCUUCUGAUGCCAGUAACAAGACAAUUCUUCUUACCAGUUCUCCCAAUCUUCACCUGGUUGAUUUUCUUUUUCAAUGCUCGAUUUAUUCCUGCCGAGUAUCGACCACAUAUCUGGGUUAAAGUUCUACCUGCCCUCGAAAAUAUCUUUUAUGGCGCAAAUAUUAGCAACAUUCUCUCAGCACACCAAUAUGUCGCUCUUGACGUCCUAGCAUGGUUACCCUAUGGAAUUCUACACUUUGGAGGACCGUUCGUUUGGGCCGCCUUGAUGUUCCUUUUCGGUCCUCCCGGUACCGUACCAGUAUUCGCACGAACUUUCGGUUAUUUGAACAUUAUUGGCGUUGUCAUUCAAUUGAUCUUCCCUUGUUCGCCUCCAUGGUAUGAGAAUUUGUAUGGUCUUGCGCCUGCCAACUAUUCCAUGGAAGGAUCACCUGCAGGUCUUGCACGAAUCGAUUUACUCUUCGGUUUUGAUAUGUACACAACGAACUUUACCGCAUCGCCUUUGGUGUUUGGAGCCUUCCCAUCAUUGCAUUCUGGUAAUGCAGUAUUGGAAGCACUUUUCAUGAGCCAUUGCUUCCCAAAACUCAGACCAUUCGUUAUUGGAUACGCCAUGUGGAUGUGGUGGGCAACCAUGUAUCUAUCUCACCAUUAUGCCGUUGAUCUCGUAGCCGGAGGUUUCCUUGCCGCCAUUGCUUUCUAUAUCUCCAAGACAAACUUCUUGCCAAGAAUUCAAGCAGACAAGAUGUUCCGUUGGGAUUACGACUAUGUUGAGAGAGGUGAUGCGCCUACCGGCAUUUACGAAUAUGGACUUGCAGUUCUCGAUCAAGAUUUCCGUCAUGAUAGCAGUGACGAGUGGACCAUGGGAUCAUCCUCUUCAUUUUCUUCCGGAUCAAGAAGCCCAACUGAUGAAAACGGAUCAGCAUGGGAAGGCGAUACCCUGGCAUCUCAGGCUUCCGAUAGUGAGCUCAGUGAGGUCGUUGUUAGGUGA